Molecule: messenger RNA, 7908 nt
Organism: Odontomachus brunneus
Lineage: Eukaryota; Metazoa; Arthropoda; Insecta; Hymenoptera; Formicidae
Gene: LIMK1
Product: LIM domain kinase 1
Exons: 8
Coding region: 47-3709 (1220 amino acids)
Biological process (GO): protein phosphorylation; actin cytoskeleton organization
Cellular component (GO): nucleus; cytoplasm
Molecular function (GO): protein binding; protein serine/threonine kinase activity; ATP binding
Source: RefSeq, a predicted model, not a curated record
CCAAUGAGGCGACACGUCGUUCACGGGACGCGCGGUUUGAAUCUACAUGAGUUUCACGCUCGGUGGUCGAGCGGAGCGGAGUGGGAGUGUAUCAAUCGUACAUGCCGUGAUGGAUGAAGUUUCGACAAACGAUCCAGGAGGUGGAGAAAGUGGAGGGACGCUGAUAUGUGCUGGUUGUCUUAAUGCUAUUGAUGAAGAUGAAUUUAUACAGGCGUUGAAUCAAGAAUGGCACAUUGAUUGCUUUCGAUGUUCUGCGUGUGAUAUCGGCCUAUCCUCCUGGUACUUCGAGAAAGAUGGUCUCCUAUUUUGUAAAGACGACUACUGGGCUGCUUAUGGCGAGGCAUGUCAAGGCUGUGGCCAGAUCAUCACUGGUCCUGUUAUGUUGGCAGGAGAUCACAAAUUUCACCCAGAAUGUUUUGCCUGUACUUCUUGCGGUGCUUUUAUCGGGGAUGGCGAAAGUUACGCGCUGGUCGAACGCUCCAAAUUGUACUGCGGGGUUUGCUAUAAACGACAGAUGCAACCGCUUAACAGGACAGCAAACUAUCCAUUCGCCAGGAAACCACAUAGUAUCAGGCUAGUCGAGAUACCCCCUAGCACGACGGACCCGGAUAAACAGAGAGGAAUCAAGCUCACGUUGGACACAGCUCCCAGUCCUCGCAGCUGCGGCGCUUUGUUGCGCAUCUCAGAGUUAAUGAGAAAUGUUCGUGGAAAGAUCAGUAAGCUGCUGGCCUCUGUGAUGGAGGUUCUAUUUAGGCUAUGCUGCCACUUCUCUAAUCAUAGAUUGAACAUGUCCAGUGAUCUUAUAUCGUUACACAUUGGCGAUCGGAUCUUAGAAGUAAACGGUACUCCUGUUAAAGAUCAGCCGGUGGAAAGUAUCGAAAAUCUUAUACAGUAUUCAGAUACAGUUUUACAGCUGACUAUCGAGCACGACCCAGAUGCUGUGUCACGACGACCUACAUUCUCUUCACCGUCCUCGACAAUGUUAACAUGCAUCGGCAGUCCCAGAACGAGUCCCGAAGGCAAAGAGCGACUCUUUAAACGCCGCGACGAGGGUUACAUCAGCGGUGCGCGAAGCCGACAAUUACGAAGAACGAGAGAUCCGAUGCACAAAGAACGCAGCAGUUCCAUGUCGCGAUUGUUGGACGGGUCUUCACCCAUGAAUCCAACUUGUGAUCUGAGCCGUACUAGAUCUUUUCGCGUAGAGCCAAAGAAUCAGAGAAUAUUUCGUGCUAGCGAUCUAGUGAAGGGCGAGCUUCUGGGCAAAGGAUUUUUCGGACAAGUAUUCAAAGUCACGCAUCGCGACACGGAUGAAGUGAUGGUUCUCAAAGAAUUAUACAGAGUGGAUGAGGAUGCACAGAAGAACUUCUUAAAAGAGGUUGCGGUUCUACGCUCGUUGCAUCAUAACAACGUUCUUCGAUUUAUCGGUGUUCUCUAUAAGGACAAGAAACUACAUUUGGUUACCGAAUAUAUAGCGGGUGGCACGUUAAGGGCUCUGCUGCACGAUACGAACGAACCGCUGCCGUGGGAACAGCGUACGUCUUUCGCGAAAGACAUUGCUGCCGGCAUGGCUUACUUGCAUUCUAUGAAUAUCAUUCACCGCGACCUGAAUUCGCACAACUGCCUCGUUCGCGAGGAUAAGACUGUAGUAGUCGCCGAUUUCGGUCUGGCGAGGAUCAUUCAGAAUGGCAGUUCGCCGGACAGUCGCAAGUACAGCCGACAUUCCGACGGGGAGGUGAAAACCACAAAAAAGGAGCGGAAGAAACGGUACACAGUCGUCGGGAAUCCCUAUUGGAUGGCGCCCGAGAUGAUGAAGGGCAACAAAUACGACGAGAAAGUGGAUAUAUUUAGCUUCGGCAUUGUCGUCUGCGAGAUCAUAGGCCGGGUUCAGGCAGAUCCUGAUUAUCUACCCAGGUCGUCGGACUUUGGCUUGAAUCAAAAUGUUUUCAAGGAGAAGUUCUGCUCUAAUUGCCCGGAGACAUUUUACAUGAUCGCGUUUCUUUGCUGCGAUUUAAAUCCCGACAAAAGGCCACCUUUUGAAGUUAUGGAAGUCUGGCUGGAGGGAUUAGCGAUGCAUUUGUCGGUAGGUGCUGAAUUACCGGCUGAUUUGGACUACGACAUUAGAAAUUAUAAAGGACCGAGUCCGAGCAGCAGCGAGUCCACGACUCCGGAAACUCUUGCGCCGCAAUUGAGGCCUAUCAAAGAGGGCCAAGUGCAUCAAGAGAAAAAACGAUCCAGCGGCUGCGACGACAGCACACUGGAACGUGAGGUAGAGCCUAUACCGGGCAAUGCGCAACGUGUACCCGACGUUGUAAGUCCGCGUGGCAGAUACGCGAGGCAGAACAGCAAGACCAGCGACAAUUCUGGCAAUGUAGGACGUUAUUCGAGACAAAAUUCCAAAUCGAAGGACCUCGUGCCGGAUAAAGAGAAGCCUGACAUUGUGAUUUCCCCCGAUUCCAGUGGUUUCAGCGGGCGGUAUUUACGGAAUAAUGUCAAAAUGAAAGAUACAUCUCCCGAUAUCCCAAAUACAUAUGCUUAUUUGAAGCAGGAAACAUAUCCGAGACAAAUCGAUUCGAGUGAGCACAAUUUAACUCGAAUACCCACGAUAGAAAAAAUUAAGUAUGUGGGUUGUGCGAGCCCGUCCACUGUUUCCGACGCUCCAGAGUAUAUAAUCGAUAAUAAAGGUUCGUAUAAAAUCAACAAUAGUCUAAAACAAAAGUCGGCAGACAAAUUUAACGAUACGAGCGGUCACAAAAUAAAGUCAGAGAGCAAAUUCAAAAUGCCGGACGCUGCGAGUUCCGUCAGCUCGUAUUUGAGGCAAAUCGGAAAAUCUAUCGGUGCUGUGGAGAAGGAAAAUAAAGCGAUCAAUAACCGAAAUGGUGUCAAUUGUAGCGAUACUGACUCGAAGAAAGUAGAAGGCACAAAGUCAUCCACGGGGUACCUGCGAAGGACGAAAAUAUCACCUACCAAGGAGACAUUAAAGAACAAUGCCUUUUCUAUCAAAGAGAUCGCCAAAGACAAGGUCGAUGCCAUUUCAUCGUUGCAGAAGACCACAGAGUCAAAAGUCCCAUCGAACCAAAAGACAGUCGCAAGGAACGAAGAUCUUAAAGGUAGACUAUCUAGACAGGAAAGCAACGUAUCCGAUGUCGGCAGUAUUUUGUCUAGGCAAGGAAGUCUCACGGUAUUAGGUAGCUCUUCGAAAUCCAAAGAUGAUACAUACGAGGAUUAUUCGCCGUUCAACACCUUUGCAAAGGAUGACUUUCGCAAGGACAACACCUUCAGAAAGCAAGGUACAGGCCUGUACCAUACAGACAGCCUUUAUUCCAAUUCCAGCGUUUCAAAGCAGGAUGACUUCAUCAUACCUAACAAACGAAACGCAAGUAAUGAUGGCGAUUGCAUCGUUGGAACCAAAGCGCUGGGUGAUGCUUCGAAAAACCCGAUCAUGAUUUCGAAGUCCGUUUAUGGCGGUGACUUGAAAGCGAUGCCGGACUGUUUGGCCGAUUACACCGGGUGUUACAAGAGCGUCGAUAUAUGCCGACAAGAUAGCUUCGGUUCCGACAGCGCCGUCGGUACCAUGAAGAGCGACUUCUUUACAGAUGUCGAUUUCGCACAGAUGAGAGACGGCCGACACACACCGAAUCUGUGCCAUACCCCCGACAGAUGCUGCACACCCAAUCGCCCGACGUCGCCUAUAGAGAGUACCGCUUUGUAGAUGAAAGAAACAUCUCUGCCCGCGGCAAGAAAAGGGUGAACAACAUUCGGAAUUUUACGGAACAUCGAGAUAACGUGCGUAAUUCUCGACGAGAUGUGAAUCUCAUGCUACUAAUAUGAUCUCUAUUCAUAAUGUUAAGGUUUGAACAUGUAACGUGCUUAGUUUGCAGUAUUAACUCUUUUUUUUAGGAUUUACCUUGUCAUCGUUAUUUUUAGCGCGUUGAGCGACAAACUGAAAUCGUAUAUUGACUUUUAGUAUGAUCGUGAUGCGAAAUUUGGAUCGGAAUCAUCUCUUGAAUGACAUCCCCGAAAGGAAAGUUUUUCGACAAUAUAUUUGUAUUUUCUCGUUCCUUGUUGAAACUGCACUCAAAAUACUCGAGAGUUAAUGAAAUGUGUAAAGAGCGAAAAUUCAGACUUUGGAGCAUUCCCGUUUGAUAAAUCGAAUAAUUGUCUCUUUAAAGUAAGUUACGAUAACACCAUAAUCAGUAUUAAUGAAUUUCGUUCGUUAUCAGUUUAUACGAAUUUAGGCCGCAAUGACGCAUCGAUCUUAGCUAGCCGUAAGCAUUUUAUUACAUUCCUAUGAGGUCUUGCCACGCGGUUUUUCAAAGUGGGAGUUUACACAAUAAAGCGUGACUCCGCGACAAGAGCAUUCCAUCCAAAAUACUACUUGUAACGCCGGGAUUUUAUAUAUAUAUAUAUGUACGGUAUUAUAUGCUAACGCGUGCUCGAAAAAAACGGCACUGUGAAUACGAUUAAUCGUGCGCAACUACAAAUUUCAAAAUCGUAGAAUCAAAAGGAACCGUCAAAAGUCGAAGUACAUGGUGCAAACAAAUUUCCCUGGAAACAUACAUGACCACGUAUGUUCUCUUUAAACUGUAAACACGUCACACAGCUUCAGUUCUUUUUGUAGAAUAGAAUGUAAAAAUAGUACUAUAUCUCUGUUUUCGGAUACAUACAUAUAGAUGUACAUCACAGUGUAAAAUAUUGUAUACGUUUGUACUACUGAUGUACAUAUACAGAUGAUCUAUAUAUAUAUAUAUACAUAUGUAUGUAUGUACAAAUACGUGCAUAUAGAUAUAUACAUAUACGUGCGACGCUUAUAUCCUCGUUGUCUGUCAUAGUUUCCGAUAUAUUUUGAUAAAAUGAAAUCGCGUUUGUGUGUAUGUUAAAGAGUUAUGAGUUGUUUGCGUAUCUUCUUCUUAUCGAGAGAUGUUAAACGUAUGAUCUUUUAACGAGGAUAUAAACGUCGGGGAAGUAGAAAAUAUCAUUUGUAUAGAGGCGACAAAUUAUUUGUAUAUAAUUUUGUAUAUAUCCAGAUAUUUGUGUAAUUUUCGCGCGGAACAUGCUGAUCAGUGUUUAAGUAGAACUGAGUUCUAUACUUGCGCCACGUAAAAGUAUAUAACUAGUUUCUCCCUACAUGAUCACAGAUUCAUUUCCUUGCCGUCUCUUUAACCGCAUGUUGGCUCUAUUUUAUGACGUUUCGAUAAAUUUUUGUGCUUUUGUGUUUUUUCAGAUGACAUUCCAAGCAAUAAUUUUAAUACUCAUAAUUCUCUGUCUCGUUUUUACUUUGUUUAGCGUUUGCUGAUGCGACGCAUGAAAUGACGCAAUCAAUGAGAUCUUUUCUUUACCAGGAAAUAAAUUUGUUUCGGGGAAGCACCUAUAUGCAUUGGUUAAAUAUAUUGUUUCUAAAUAAAUCUAUUAUUAUCUAGAAUGAAGGCAUUCUCAUAUUAUUUAUUCGCAUAACGCGCUUUGUGUAGUCUCGUGAUCGUAUAUUUAUCCUGAAAAACUGCACGUUCGAUACGCGAAAGAGCCCGAUCAAAGAGUAUCAAUUUUUAUUUUUCCUCUCGUGUUUGUAUAGAAAGGAUAUAUACAGGAAACAUAUUGCUAAGCGUUACCGCAAAAGCUAUCAUGUAGAUUAAAGAUCAUUACAUAAAUAUAUACGUCCAUGUGUAGACGAGGACAAUAUGUGCAAUAAUUAUAUAUGGCUUGCUAUAUGUAUAUGAUAGAGCUAGUUUAAGAGGUUGUUCACGGCUUAUUGUUACGAUAGCGAGCUAGUUGACGAAGGUAGAGAACUUCGUAUCAUAUGAAACAAUAUUGCGACGUGUUACGAAAAAAGAAAAAAAAACAAAACAAAGAAAAAAAGAAGAAUAUAAACUUUACGUUCUCACCGACAACGCGGGUAGCGCUACAUACGGUCGUCUGAUUCUGAUUCUCUCUAUUCCGACAAUUAUAUUAUUUGAUGUAAAUACGUGAUGAGAAGAGGUUGGCGUCCGUAUUUAGCGUUAUGAACGAAGGAAGCACGACUGCGGGUCGGACAAACGAGUCGGACGCAUGAUCGGAUAAACGGCGAAGAAUAUAUAAAAAAAUUGCAUAAUCGAUUCUGUGCUUUCACCGCGGCCAUCUUAAUUAAUGGCGUCAGAAGCGAGGAAACAUACAUCCAAGAUCUUUGCCAAAUACGUCGAAAUAACAAGUUAAUCUAUAAAAUGACACUUGUGAUCAGUUGAGCACAUUUGUAAAAUAUUUCGAAAACUUUGUUUUUACUCUGACAAUAAAUAAGUAACCGUAAAAUUAACGUAACAAAAUCACGAGGAAAGAUAGAUUAAAAAGGAAGAUUGCAUGUCACGUUAAUUUUACGAUUAUUUAUUGAUUGGGGUAGAAUGAAAGGAAAGUUUCCGGAAUAUUGUGCAAGUUUACUUAAUCAAUCCCAAAAAUCACUUUAUGAACAUAUCCUUUUAUUUCAGUGUAUUUCGCAAGAAUUUUGGACAUGUGUCUUCUCACUUCUAAUGUCAUCAAAUGAGAGUUCCGUAGCGAUUAACCAGGAGUCUUAAUUUUUUAAUUUAAAAAUUACGUGAAAGAGCAAAGGAGACAGAGAGAGAGAAAAAGAAAGAGAGAGAGAGAGAGGGGGGGGAGAGGGGGAAAUGGGAUAUCGUAAUAUGUCGCGGAGGACAGUAUUACCGCUACUCACUGCAUAUUGUUGCUUAGUAGCUAACAUACGUUUGCUAUCGUACUCUUUAGCAUACAUAGCGGGCACAAAGAUCGUGUUAAGACUUGUAAAGAGAUAUCUGUAACGAGUAGACGUUAUUUUUAUAGCUCCUGUAAAUUUUCACGUCUUUUUCACAGCCGAUACGAUCAACGAUAGAUCGAUAUAAGCGAUAUCCAGUCAUUAACGCAUCGAUUCGUUAACACGAUCGAGGCUGUAAUGGCAGGAUACUCUAUAUAAUCCCGGUUCUUGAUAUUUUCACUCUUCAGUUUGUAAAUUGAUUUGUUUAUCGCAAAUUCAACAUAGUCUUGAACAAGUAUUUUUUAUAGAGCACUAUAGAAAAUCUAAUAUAUCUAAUUUUGUGUGUGUGUGUGUGAGUGUGUGCGACAUUCUAAUUUGAUAGGAGGAAUAUUUUCAUACAGUCAGUUACUUUUAUCGGCCUAAUUUCUCAUAGAGUAUUGGUGGUAAUUAUUGGAUAAAUAAUUAAUGAUUGAAAGAUUUUUCACACUUUGUAACUAAUCGCGGAUUAUUUCGUUUGCAUGACGAUGCGGAUGCGGAGAUCCGAUUUUUCACGUUAUAUUCGCAAAGUAUUCGUUGUCUCAUCACUAGUCGCGAUCUUGGAUCUCUAUUGUGAACCUAAUAUUAUAAUACUCACACGUAAUUAAUGUCGAUGCUAUUGUUGUAAAAACACGAACGAGAUAUCGCGAAGUUACGCGAAACUAAAGUUGUCCAGAUUGUUACAUCUGACAGGAAGAGGGACGGUCUUGGUGAUCUUCAGAUGCAUCCGUCGGUGCAUACGAACUCGAAAUUGCCAAACGGGAUUCCUAAGCGAGAGCAAUAAUUGCGUUAUUAAAAUUAAUAUACACGAGAUUGUAUAUAUUCACGUUGUUCUUCUUUUUUCCUUUCACAUGCUACACAUAUGUUGGAGCGAGCGAGAUGAACGCGAUUCCGAGCGAUCAAUUGAGCACGUCUGUGUUAUCGCGACGUUUAGCGAUGAUUCAAUGAUUGCGAACUGAUCUCGAUGACGAUUGUUUAUAAUAUUUCGGCAAGCUACUUGCGAGCGGAGAACGAACGAAGAGAUGUUUUUAUAUUAUCUUUAUCAACUUGUUGCUUGUAAAGUUUACGUAUAAGUUUCCGCGCAGAGUUUUAUGUGAAACAAAUGUUUUAUUUAACAUUCCAAUAACUCAGUGAGAGAAAAAUAGAAUAAACCGUUGACAGGA